This is a messenger RNA of Siniperca chuatsi (mandarin fish), 4444 nucleotides long. Its product is annotated as vang-like protein 2. Gene Ontology annotation, biological process: Wnt signaling pathway, planar cell polarity pathway; establishment of planar polarity; multicellular organism development. The coding region runs from base 534 to 2114 and encodes 526 amino acids. Lineage: Eukaryota; Metazoa; Chordata; Actinopteri; Centrarchiformes; Sinipercidae. The record is from RefSeq and is a predicted model, not a curated record. The transcript has 8 exons. Gene Ontology annotation, cellular component: plasma membrane.
CUCUCUGCCGGUAGUGGGUGUCCUCACAGAGCCGCUCAGCUCAGCGGGGCUCCGCCACACAGCAGAUGCGGAGCCGGGAUGAGGUGCUGCGUGUCGCUGCCUUUUGUGCGGCUUCGGUGCUUCGAGUUGAGAUGCAAUUUCCAGCCGAAAAACCCAAAACAAAACAAACUGCGUUCACAAAGAGGAAUCAAGUUACACUCCGGCUGUGAAUGAGCGCGCAAACUGCGGACAGAUGAGAGUCGGGAGAAAGUGAAUUCAGAGCAUCGGGAGGCACUUUUGUUGGAAUCGCUCGGCUCUGAUUUGCUGCUGCUGGUCGGCUCUUUGUGCUGCGGGUUGCAGCUUUUCCCUUUUUGGGUAGAAAGGCCUCCAAGAUAGAUUCCCUCAGGAGUAAAGUGGACUUGCUGCGCCUCCCUCUGGCCCUCUCCUCCAAGUCCAUCAGCAAUCAUAAGAGCCAGCUGGGCGUGGUCUGGGAGAAAGGCGGCGGCUCGGGGGUAGGUGGGACCCGGAAACCCCGCCCACCGCCAGCCUUUGACAUGGACAACGAGUCGACGUACUCGGGCUACUCCUACAAGUCGUCCCACUCACGAAGCUCCCGUAAACACAGGGAGAGGAGGGACAGGCAUCGCUCGAAGAGUCGCGACAUCAGCAACCGUGGAGACAAAUCAGUGACCAUCCAGGCGCCUGGAGAGCCACUGCUGGACGCAGAGUCCACCAGAGGAGACGACAGGGAUGACAACUGGGGCGAGACCACCACCGUGGUCACUGGCACCUCUGUGGACAGCAUCUCCAACGAGGACCUGACACGGAUCUCUAAGGACCUUGAGGAGUCUUCGCCACUGGAGUGCCGCCGUUACUUCGGCCCAGCGUUGGGCGCUGUCCUGGGGUUCUUUGCUCUGGUUACUCCUCUGGCCUUCUUGGCCCUCCCACAGCUCCUGUGGCGAGAUACGCUAGAACCUUGCGGCACACCAUGUGAGGGCCUUUACAUUUCUCUGGCCUUCAAGCUCCUGAUCCUCCUCAUCUCCACCUGGGCGCUGUUUCUCCGCCCGCCCAGAGCCACUCUGCCACGCUUCUUCAUAUUCCGCUGUCUGCUUCUAGCGUUGGUCUUCCUCUUCGUGGCGUCUUAUUGGCUCUUCUACGGGGUGCGGGUGCUGGAGCCCAGGGAGACGGACUACAGGGGGAUUGUGGGAUAUGCAGCAUCUCUGGUGGACGCGCUGCUGUUCAUUCAGUACCUGGCCCUGGUGCUGCUGGAGGUCAGACAUCUGCAGCCUGCUUUCUGUCUGAAGGUUGUGAGGACCACAGAUGGAGCCAGUCGCUUCUACAACGUGGGUUAUCUCAGUAUUCAGCGGGCAGCAGUGUGGGUUCUGGACCAGUACUACAGUGACUUCCCAGUCUAUAACCCCGCCCUGCUCAACCUGCCCAAGUCCAUCCUCUCCAAGAAGAUAUCUGCCUUCAAGGUCUACAACCUGGGGGAAGAGAACAGCACCAAUAACUCUACAGGGCAGUCCAGAACCAUGAUCGCAGCCGCUGCUCGGAGAAGAGACAACUCCCACAACGAGUACUACUACGAGGAGGCAGAGGUGGAGCGGAGGGUCCGCAAACGCAAGGCCAGACUGGUGGUGGCAGUAGAAGAAGCCUUCACCCACAUCAAGCGCCACCAGGACGAAGAGGCGACCGCGUCCUCCCCUAAACACCCGCGGGAGGUAAUGGACCCCAGGGAGGCGGCCCAAGCCAUCUUUGCCCCCAUGGCGCGGGCCAUGCAGAAGUACCUCCGCGCCACCAGGCAGCAGUCCUACCAUAGCAUGGAGAGCAUCAUCAACCACCUGCAGUUCUGCAUCACGCACAACAUGACCCCCAAGGCUUUCCUUGAGCGUUACCUCAGCCCAGGUCCCACCCUCCAGUACCUGGACACCAGCAGAGGGCGCCAGUGGACACUAGUGAGUGAGGAGCCGGUGACUGCUGCUCUGCGUCAAGGCCAGGUCUUCUCCCUGAGACGCCUUGACUUUUCCUUGGUCAUCACGGUGACGCCCCUCCCCUUCCUGCGUCUGGGCGAGGAGUUCAUCGACCCCAAAAGUCACAAGUUUGUCAUGAAGCUCCAGUCAGAGACGUCCGUGUAGGAGGAGGGAGAGGAAUAAAGGACAGAAGAAAGGAGGAGGAUGAUAAUUCAAAGAUACUAAUCUUAGUGCUUUAUGGGUAUCUUUUUAUACCUUUUGGUAUUACGUAGUUAUUUUUCAUGAUUUUUAUUUGUUGAUAAGCAUGACACCCAAAUGAUAUGGCUAAAAUAUCAUGAACCUAUAGAAAAGACAAUGCAAGGCAUUUUGUUCCUCUUUUUGUUUCUUGUGAACAGACAUAAAUUCAGACAGCUGCCUCGAAGUGCUGACUGACUUCUGAAAAUUCAAUGCAGACCGCUUCCAGUUCUGAGAAAAGUAUUUAUCAAAACAUUUAAUAAAAUAUGUUCUUUUGGUAAAAGUUUGAUCCUUUGGUAAAAAAUGACCACUUGUGUCUAUACAUUGGAUUUUAGCCACAUUUGUGAUUCAUGCAACAUUUAUCCAAGAGGUUAUACCCAUGUAGGAUGUGGACUGUCUGUGGUAAAUAUUCAAGUCGUCUGAGUGUGCAGGAACACUGUGCAGUUUUUUUUUUUUUUUUUUUUUUUUUUUUUUUAUGCAUCAGACUUGAGAUGCUUUAGCUCACUCUUUGUCAGAGCUAAUCUUACUUCUCUUUUGCCUUUUACUUGAACUUCUUGUUUGCUGUUGAAUUUGGCCUUUACAGGCUAUAAAUGGGCAGAAUCAACUAAAUGAUCCCCUGGCCUUCUCUCACUUUCUGGACAUUGACUGGAUUCACUGACUGAAUAAAAAGCAGAUGAAACUGCUUUUCAACUUCCUCUUUUGUGAUCCCACUGAAUAGUUUACUGAAAACAGACACACAUACUUUCCACUGAAAGUAUGAAGUGGGAAACACUGGGUGGACUUGAUGCACUGAGCAUUUCAUAAAGACAUUGUAUUUUUUCCUGUUCAGGUUUUGUUGAAUCACUCAUUCUGGAGAACCUACAGAGAAUCUUUUUUAUGGCUAACACUCACUGCACUGACAAAAAAUAUAACUUUCUAAGCACAAUGUAGGCAUAGUAUAGGACCUGUUUAUGUCCGGUAACACUGGUAGUGGAUGUUUUCGCCUCAUGAGGUUUGAAUUGACUUGAUGAGCUCCAGCACAAUACAGCCAAGUACCGCCAAUGUGCUUCUCUGUCUUUGAUAUUUUGCAAAGUGUAUGACUGUGUGUGUGGUGGAGCAUGGCCGGAUCACCAACCACACAUAGUGGGCAACUGCCUCAGGGCCUGAAUCCCCCACGGGGCCUGAAUCCCCCACGGGGCCCAAAAGCUCUAAAAGUCCAAAUUGAUGCAGCGGUACCAGAGAUAUCAUCUUUUUUUUAUUCUUCCUGGUUAAAACCUGGCACCUACAAUACCCACAAGGCAACUCGACUGCCAAAAGUUCGAUCAGCAAUUCAAGUGUGUUAUGCUAGUAGCAGCUAGUGCUAGGAGCUGCUAGCCUCAAACAGAGAUGAGGAGCAGGCUACAGAGGUCUGGUAAACACUUCUUUCUAAUGCCACACCCCCAGAUUUAUUUCAUUUUCAAACUUAUAGUCUUCAGCACCAACCGAUUCAAGUGACAUCACUUGAGGCAAUUUAUCAGACUUUGCGCAGCUCCCUCUGGAGUCACAAAAGGCUUUAUACAGUACAGUUUUUGUUUUGUUUUUUCACAUAUGCAGUAGUACUCCCCAAGACCUGUAAACAGACUUUGAUGUGUAAAAUCAGGACACUUGCUCUUUAAUUAGUUUAGGUUAUAUUGUGAUCAUAUGUAUUCCUAAAUUAAGUUGUUUUAUCAAAUUACUUCAAAGUAAUUGACACACAGAAACAAUCCAAACCCCGUAGAUGUUCAGUUUAUUAUCAAACAUAGAAAAUAUGCAUUUAUUCACAUUUGUGAAGCCAGAACCAAUGAAUCUUUUGGUGUUUUUGCUUAAAAAAAUGACUCAAACAAUUCAUCAAUCAUAAAACUAGAUGAAUUUUUUGUUAAUGAACUAUUAAUAGACUAAUCGUUCCAUUUCUAGAGUUCUAGUUGGUGUCUGAAGAAAUAAUGAAGCUUCCAGGGGUCACCACGGCCCCCCAGCAGGUUAAUCCGUCCAUGGGUUGAUUAUAUGUGCACAUUUGUGUGUCUUUUGUCACUCAAAGAUGUCCUUUUUACACUACAGAUAGAGAUUGUCAUGUCACUCACAAACAGGUUUUCUAAGGUUGUAUUUUUCCUGUUUUUCGAUGGAUCACUUUCUUGUAUUCAAUCUAAGCUCCUAACACUUGUCCAUGAAGAACUUAUCUUCAAAAGCAAGAUUGUUAUUUACUGUUACACUGUGAUUUCUAGGACUAAGUUUAUGUAAAAAGUUUUUAAUAAAUGAUUUCAUUCAAA